Molecule: messenger RNA, 1491 nt
Organism: Hibiscus syriacus
Lineage: Eukaryota; Viridiplantae; Streptophyta; Magnoliopsida; Malvales; Malvaceae
Exons: 4
Coding region: 1-1491 (496 amino acids)
Molecular function (GO): catalytic activity
Source: RefSeq, a predicted model, not a curated record
AUGUUGGUUUGCUUCUGGAAUGUGAGAGGGAUUAAUAACCCUCUCAAGAAAUUUAAGGUGUUGAGGAGGUUGGUUACUUUGGAAGCUGAUGUUGUGUGUCUUUUGGAAACUAGGAUUAGGAGGAUCAAUGCUGGUAAGUUCAUCUCUGUUUUUUCCAAUGACUGGAAUAUGGUUGAAAAUUAUGAGUCUAUUGAUGGCGGCAGAAUUUGGGUUUUGUGGAAGAAACAGUGGUCUUUUACUGUCUUCAGGGUGAGUGAUCAAUCCCUAACUAUAGGUGGUAGUGUCAAUAGUCAUAGGACUCUGAUCACUGCUGUUUACGGCAGUAAUAGUAGGACAUCCAGGAGAGGGUUAUGGGAUCAACUAAAAUACAUGGAAAGUGAGGUUGGCUCUUCUCUAUGGGUGGUUGGAGGAGAUUUUAAUGUUAUCCUCAGAGCUGAGGAGAGCUCUGAUUUUGAGACCCUUGGUGUCUACAACUCCCCUGAUAUAGAGGAUUUCCAAGGCUGCCUGGAGGACUUAGAUCUUUUGGACUACCCUUUCCUUGGUCUUUCAUUCACUUGGACUAAUAAAAAGGAUGUGGGAUUCUUGGCUCGCAAGUUGGAUAGAAUUUUGGUUAAUCCUGUUUGGUUUUCUGUUUUCCCUUAUUCUUUUGCUGAAUUUAAGGCACAGGGUGUUUUUGACCAUUGUCUUGGAGUGAUUUGGACUCAAAGGGGUGCCUUGGCUAGGAGACCGAAGCCAUUCAAAAUUUUUAAGUAUUGGACCUCAAGUGAAGACUUCUUAAGUAUUGUAAAAGUCUUGUACUCUGAUAUUUCAAAAAGAGUUCUUUGCAAAAGAGCUGAGCUGGAAAUGAUCCAACUAAGGAACUUGAGCCAUGCUGAUCUGAGGAACAUUGAUGAGGAGAGAACUGUUCAUGUUUGGUGGAUCUGGAGGUUGCAGAAUUUGAUUUUUAUAGACAGAGGGCAAAGAACUGAGAAUGGGCAGUUUUUGGACUCAUUUUAUGACAUGGCUGCUGAGUUAGUGUAUUUCUUCACUAAUCUCAUUGGGAUAGCUGAUCCCUUGGUUAGAUGUCAUUCUGUGGUAGAUUUGAGGGGUUUUUUAAACUUCUCCCUGGCUGCUGGUGCUGAAGAUAUGCUUACAAGGAAGGUUGAUGAUAAGGAAAUUAAGGAUGCAUUGUUUAGGCAAGGCAAUGGGAAAAGCCCUGGUCCUGAUGGUUACUCAUCUUGGUUUUUCAGUGUUGCAUGGGAAGUGGUUGGCACUGAUUUUUUAGCUGCAGGGAUGAAUAUUGUUGAUAACACUUUGCUAGCUCAGGAAAUAGUCAAAGGGUACUCUAAGAGCCUUUCUUCUAGGUGUGCCAUAAAGUUUGACUUGAAAAAAGCCUUUGAUUUUGUGAACUGGGAGUUUUUUAUGGAUGUUCUUGAGGCUAUGGGUUUGCCUUUGAAGUUUUGUAGUUGGAUAAAGGCUUGUGUCAUUCCUCCAAAUUUUCAGUCUCCUUGA